UUCCGGUGUGGAGCGGAAGUGGGUUCUCUGUGGCCAUGGGGCUGCUCUCGGACCCGUACCGGCGGCGGGCCCUCUCCCGCCUCGUCCUCCGCCUCAACGCCCCGCUCUGCAUCGUGAGCUUCCUGCUGGGCCUGGGCUGGUUCCUGGGCCUGGCCUUCCACCCGUUCACGCUGCGCAUCUACAUGUCGGAGAAUGCCAUGGGCUCCACAAUGGUGGAAGAGCACUUCGUCCACGGCGAACGCGCCCUCUCCUACGCCCGGGAGUUCGCUGGACACAAGAAGAAGGCGGGAGGGAUGCCGGUGGCCUGGCUGGAGAAGACCAUGUGGAACCUGGGCCUGGAGGUGUACAAGCAGACCUUCUCCCGGACGCUGCCCUUCCCGGACGAGCUGCGAGAGAGAUACAUGGUGAAGGGGACCAACGUGUACGGGAUCCUGAGGGCCCCCCGAGGGGCCAGUACGGAGUCCCUGGUGCUGAGCGUCCCCUGCAGCCCCGGGCAACAGAACAACCAGGCCGUGGGGCUCAUGCUGGCCUUGGCCUCCUACUUCCGAGGUCAGAUCUAUUGGGCCAAGGAUAUCAUCUUCUUGGUGAACGAGCACGACCUGAUUGGCAUGGAGGCCUGGCUGGAGGCUUAUCACGACGUUAACGUCACAGAGCUGCACUCCUCGGGGAUGCUGGGCCGGGCGGGGGCCAUCCAGGCGGCCCUCUCCCUGGAGCUCAGCAGCGACGUCAUCACCAGCUUCGACGUGGCCCUGGAGGGGCUGAACGGGCAGCUGCCCAACCUGGACCUGGUCAACCUCUUCUACUCCUUCUGCCAGAAGAACAACCUGCUCUGCACCAUCCAAGGAAAGCUGCAGCGUUCGGACUGGGACUCCCUGCCGGCCUACUUGCACUCGCUGCAGACGCUGCUGCUGAUGGUGCUGAAGCAGGGCUCGGGGCGGCCCCAGGGGGACCACGGCCUCUUCCUGCGCUACCACAUCGAGGCCGUCACCGUGCGCGGCAUCAACAGCUUCCGCCAGUACAAGUUCGACAUGAGCACCAUGGGCGCGACCCUGGAGGGAAUGUUCCGGAAGCUGAACAACCUGCUGGAGCGCCUCCACCAGUCGUAUUUCUUCUACCUGCUGCCCUCUCUCUCCCGCUUUGUCUCCAUCGGGGUCUACAUGCCAGCCUUUGGCUUCCUCAUCCUCAUCCUGGUCCUCAAAGCCCUGGACCUGUGGAUGAAGCUGAGCCAGUUCGACACGGAGGCAGACGGUCAGGCUUGUGAUGGUGAGCAAAGCCCUCGUCAGGUCGCUACAGAGGAGCCCAAGCCCAGCCUUCUGACGCUGGUGCCUCCGCUGCUGAUCUGCCAGGCCACAGGGCUCGCCCUCUACUUCGUGCCCAUCCUGGGGCAGGAGAUGGCCACCCAGCACUUCCCCGUCUCCGAGUCGGAGGCUGUGGUGCUCACCGCCAUCGCCAUCUAUGUCGGGGGGCUGGCCUUGCCCCACAACACGCACCGGGUCCUGAUGGGCUCCGGAGGGGACCGCGGCUGGAUGACGCUGAAGCUGGUGGCACUGCUCUACCUGGCCAUGCAGCUGGGCUGCAUCGCCCUCGUCAACUUCUCCCUGGGCUUCCUGCUGGCCAUCACUUUGGUGCCGGUGGCCGCCAUCGUCCAGCCCACGGGGCCCAAAUACCUCUAUGCAGUGCUGCUGGUGCUGGUGACCCCGGCCGCCACGUUGCUCUUCUGCCUCUUCCUCUACCAGGAGCUCAUUGAGUACCCCAUCUCGCUGCUGGAGGGCUGGCAGCGCUUCCUGCAGGCCAUUGCCGAGGGGCUGCUGGACCACCACCUCUACGGCUCCGUGGUCUUCCCCUUCGUGGCCAUCUUUGUCUAUCCCUGCUGGCUGCUGCUCUGGAACGUCCUCUUCUGGAAGUAGCUCCCUCUCGGUGCUGCAUUGGAGUCCGUGGCGGCUCCUGCAGAAACAGACUGCUGAGCUGCAUCUCGGCUGGACCCUGCAGCUUUGCAGUGGGACGGGGCUUCCAGGCAAUGGCAGCUGUUGGUGCUAAGAAUAGCUCUGGGACGCAGCAGCAGCCAAAGAGAAGCCUGGGAUUCCAAAGCAUCAGAGGACAGAAGGUCUUGGCAAAGAGCAAUGGCUGGCCUGUAGACACCCUCAAGGGAAAAAAGGGAAGGUGGGUCCCAUGCGGGGAAAAGGUCCUUCCUUCUCUGGGUGUUUGCAGCUUGAGACUCCUCUGGAGGAUGUCCAAUGGGGACAGGGAUGAGAUAUCGGUCUGCAGGCCACCCUUCUGAACCCAAGGGCUUGUGGGGAAAGGAUUGGGGUGCAUGGGGAAACGACCGGGGUGCUGUGUGUUUUCCAGGCUGCAUAGCCAUAUUCUAGCACAGGCAUUGGCAAACUUUGGCCCUCCAGGUGUUUUGGGCUCCAACUCACACUAUUCCUAACAGCCUCAGGCCCUUUCCUUUCCCCUGUCAGCCACUUAAGCAUACAAUACUCCAUACUUCACUAAGCCAGGCAUGGCCCAAACAAAUACAAAGCCAGCGGACCUGAUAGGAUCCCUUCUGCCAUUCAGUACUAUCCAUCUGUCAAGACAGCUUUGAUGGACAUCUGGCCUAAAAGGGCCCUUCUGUACCAGGAAUGGGCAAACUUGGGCCCUCCCUCCAGGUGUUUUGGACUCCAAAUCCCAUUAUUCCAAGCAGCCUCAGGCCCUUUCCUUGUCCCCCUCAGCCGCUUAAGCACACAAUGCUCCAGAUUUCACUAAACCAGGCAUGGGCCAAACAAAGACAAAGCCAGUGGACCUGACGGGAUCCCUUCUGCCAUUUAGUACUAUCCAUCUCUCGAGAGCUUUGACAGAUGGACAUCCAGCCUAAAAGGGCCCUUCUGUACCAGGAAUGGGCCAACUUGGGCCUUCCCUCCAGGUGUUUUGGACUCCCAACUCCCACCAUUCCUAACAGCUUCAGGCCCUUUCCUUGUCCCCCUCAGUUGCUUAAGCACACAAUGCUCCAGACUUCACUAAACCAGGCAUGAGCCAAACAAAUACAAAGCCAGCGGACCUGAUGGGAUCCCUUCUGCCAUUCAGUACUAUCCAUAUGUCAAGAGAGCUUUGACAGAUGGACAUCCAGCCUAAAAGGGCCCUUCUGUACCAGGAAUGGGCAAACUUGGGCCCUCCCUCCCGGUGUUUUGGACUCCAACUCCCACCAUUCCUAACAGCCCUUUCCUUUCCCCCCUCAGCCACUUAAGCACACAAUGCUCUAGUGAUUCUGGCCGCGAAGGCUGAGAUAAAGGAAUGUGAGAGCCAUGUUUAAAUAUUUGGAAAGAGGUCUCGUUGUGGAGGAGAAAAGGGCCAAGCUCGUUUUCUGCUGCUCCCAAGACUCAAAAAGCACAAUUGAGCAAUGGAGCAGGGGAAAAGAUUACCCCUGCUCCAUUGCUCAAUUGUG
This is a messenger RNA of Anolis sagrei ordinatus, 3421 nucleotides long. The record is from RefSeq and is a predicted model, not a curated record. Lineage: Eukaryota; Metazoa; Chordata; Lepidosauria; Squamata; Anolidae.